UGUUUGUGUUGCAUCUCACUUGCACAUGUGGGAAGAGUUGUUGUUUAACACCAAUGGCUAAUUAGUUAACCCGUUUAUUAAGUCCAUAUGAUAUCAACCUCAAUAGAAGUUUGUUUGAAACGUGCACAGAAUUAAUAAUUUUAAUAAUGCAUAAAUAUUAUCACAGUGUGUAAUCACUUCGCAAAUCCGUUAACAUUCGGACAUAUUUCGAGUGGGAGUAUGUUAAAAGCAUGUGCCGCUAACUCAGCCAAGGGUUAAGGUACAACUUAACGCAUUUCAUUUAACAAUUUCACAAAUAUUAAUCCCAGCCGAACCAACCAAGUGCCUAAGUCGUCCGUGCAGCGCAAUGUCUGCCAAGCCGCAGAUAUUAAUUAUUGAGCCCUUUUUCGGCGGCAGCCACAAACAACUCAUCGAUACGAUAAUCGAAUGUUUGAACCUUUGCGACUAUGAGAUCUUCAGUCUGCCCGCCAAGAAGUGGCACUGGCGUGCCCGGACCUCUGCUUUAUAUUUCUCGCAGCUAAUCCCGCCGGAGCACGACUACAAAGUGCUCCUCACGAGCUCCGUACUCAACUUGGCGGAGCUGAUUGGUGUACGACCCGAUCUCGCCAUCUGCCGCAAGAUUGUCUACUUUCACGAGAACCAACUGGUCUAUCCGGUGCGCGAGGUCAAGGAGCGUGACUGUCAAUAUGGCCUUAAUGAGAUACUCACGUGCUUGGCUGCGGAUAUUGUGCUGUUCAAUUCAAACUUCAAUCGGACAUCAUUUCUGGACAAUGUGCAGCCGUUUCUAAACAUUCAGCCGGACUUUAAGCUGAAGCAUAUCCGAGAGCGCAUCGAGAAGAAAUGUGAAGUGCUAUAUUUUCCCAUCAAGUUCCAUGCCUUUCCCAAUAAGCGGCACAUGAUGGAUGCGGAUAUGAAUGGAGAGCCUGAGUGUCUGCAUUUGAUUUGGCCACAUCGCUGGGAGCACGACAAGAAUCCCAAAUUGCUGAUGGAGGUGCUAUUGGAGUUGAACAAGCGCCAGGUUGACUUCCGGGUGACAAUAUGCGGUGAAAGCUAUCAGACGGUGCCGGAGGACUUCGAAGGCAUCCAGGAGAAGCUGGGCGCCAAGCUCAGCAACUUUGGCCAUUUAACACGCGAGGAGUACAUUAAAACGCUGCUAACCGGCGAUAUCGUCAUCUCGACGGCUGGUCACGAAUUCUAUGGCGUGGCCAUGCUGGAGGCCACCUAUUGCGGCUGUUAUCCGAUUGCGCCCAACAAGCUCGUCUAUCCGGAGAUCUAUCCCAAGGAGAACCUCUACAAUACGUCCAAUUCGCUGAUUAAAAUGCUUUACAACUGGUGCCGCCAUCCGGAACUCUUUCGCCGGCAUCGCGAUAAGUUCUUCGACUACUUCUCCUUUGAGCGCUACUCGGCGCAGCAUUUGGUGCCCAAGUAUAUGGAAAAGAUGCGCAUUUCAAUUUAGAGGUGCUUCCAAGAAAAAACAAAACAAAACAAAAAAAAUAAUAUUAUAAUUCCAGUUGCUGUUUUGUGCAAUUAGCGUCGAAUUUAGUUUGUAAGCAAAGCGAACAUUAACUGACCAAUUUACCAUAAAUAAUACACAUAACAGUACUUAUAUGUAUAUCAACUAUAUAGUUAAAAGCAAUAUGUGUAUAUGUAUGUGUGGCUUUGUAGGAUUAUGCAGCAACAGUUCACAAUUGUUUUCCAAUUAAUGAUUAGAUUUUUUUACACAAUUGUUACUAUAUAUUUUUGCUAAUUGUUAGCAAAUUGUUGUCAUCAAAUACUCAGUGCACAGAGUUACAGAUAAGAACUGCCUUUGUUAUGCCUCCUAAAUUGAUUGUGCUCAUAAUUAUUUGUUUACCCCAAAACGCCUUAUUAUUGUUAGAUUAAAUGCUCUUGGAUUAUACACAUAUAUGCCAUUAUAAAUGCGGAAAUUAUAUCUAAACUCGCAUUAAGAACUAAUUUCUUGACGCCAUUCUUCUAAUCCAUGUAACUCAUCUCUCUCCUUCUGUCUAUAUAUUUCUUUCUCCGUCUUUAUGAUGGGUACUGUAUGUAAAUAAAUUUUAAUUACGACUUGGCAACACAU
Messenger RNA from Drosophila grimshawi, 2077 nucleotides. Its product is annotated as glycosyltransferase-like domain-containing protein 1-like. Lineage: Eukaryota; Metazoa; Arthropoda; Insecta; Diptera; Drosophilidae. The record is from RefSeq and is a predicted model, not a curated record. The transcript is spliced from 3 exons. Gene Ontology annotation, molecular function: glycosyltransferase activity. The coding region runs from base 347 to 1456 and encodes 369 amino acids.